AUGAAUAUAUGUUUUACAGAAUUUGUACCACGUGAUUGUAACGACUUUCCAGAAGGAAGUUUAUCAGGGGUUUACACAAUUUAUCCAAAAGAUACGAAAUUCGAUGUUUACUGCGACAUGGAAACAGCAGGAUUUGGAUGGUCGGUUUUCCAAAGGAGAAUAAACGGCACUGUCGAUUUUUUCAGAGGAUGGUCCGAUUACGAGGAUGGAUUCGGAAAUUUGAAAUCAGAAUUUUGGCUAGGAAAUAAGUUUAUCCACCUCCUUACAUCUACUGCAAGAUACAAGCUUCACGUUCACCUUGAAGAUUUUGAUGGAAAUUCGCGAUAUGCAGAGUACAGCAAAUUUAGUAUCGGAGAUGCUGCCAGCAAUUACAUUUUGAAUAUUGAAGGUUAUAGUGGAGAUGCAGGAGAUAGCCUGAUGGACCCUAGCAACCAAAACCAUAGCGGCAUGAUGUUUACCACCACAGACAGAGAUAACGACAGAUAUAUAGACAACUGUGCAUCUAUGUAUAAGGGAGCGUGGUGGUACAACGCAUGUCAUAGGGCUAAUUUGAAUGGAGAAUAUUUAAGAGGACAGCACUCCACUACAGCCAAUGGGAUCGUAUGGUGGACAUGGAAAGGAUAUAGAUAUUCGCUGAAGUCAACUAAACUUAUGAUUAAACGAAAUUAA
Messenger RNA from Mytilus trossulus (common blue mussel), 669 nucleotides. Its product is annotated as fibrinogen C domain-containing protein 1-like. Lineage: Eukaryota; Metazoa; Mollusca; Bivalvia; Mytilida; Mytilidae. Bases 1 to 669 code for a protein of 222 amino acids. The record is from RefSeq and is a predicted model, not a curated record. The transcript has 4 exons.